UCAGAAUGCAGUUCUUUGCCACUUUUGUGGUAGUGAUUUCAUUCGGGCUCUCUGCAGUGUUAGCUGGCAGUGGUCACAUAGGGGAGAACGCUUGUUACACCAUUAACUGUGGCAGUAACUACUACAUCCAAAUCACGUACGCCCACUACGGCAUCCGCUACUGGUGUGAUGCUUCAAACGAGGUCGGCGUAUUGAAUAGUAGAUGUUUGUAUAAAAGUUCCUGCCAGGUGUGCGCCACGAACAGCUGGUUUGGAGAUCCAUGCGUUGGAACAUACAAAUAUAUGUGGUUUAAUUGGGAUUGCAAAAGUCGAGCAGUCAACGGCAACUGGGGAGGGUGGGGCAGCUGGGGAAGUUGUACCAAGAGUUGUGCCAGCGGAACAAAGAGUCGGUCUCGCUCCUGUAACAACCCAGCGCCAUCUGGUGGUGGAUCGUACUGCUCUGGUUCCUCUUCAAGUUCCACUUCCUGUAACACCCAUUAUUGCCCAAUUCACGGAGGCUUCACAGCCUGGUCUUCUUGGGGAAGUUGUUCGAAAACGUGUGCCAGUGGGACAAAAUCUCGAUCCCGAUCUUGUACGAACCCUCGGCCAGCAUACGGAGGAAACGGUUGUAGUGGAUCAACAACUAGCUCUACUUCCUGCAACACUCACAACUGUCCGAUACAUGGUAAUUGGGCCGCCUGGGCAUCCUGGGGAUCAUGCACGGUCACGUGCGGUGGUGGCACGAAGGCCAGGUCCCGCACGUGCACUAAUCCCGCUCCUCAGUACUCAGGAAAUAAUUGUGCUGGAUCUUCAUCUUCUUCAACCACCUGCAAUACACAUCACUGUCCAAUUGACGGUAAUUGGGCUUCCUGGGGUAAUUGGGGCACCUGUACAGUGACGUGCGGAGGUGGCAUUCAAACACGGUCACGAAACUGCUCCAACCCUACACCACAAUAUGGAGGGGCGGACUGUGCCGACUUCUCGACGUCGUCACAAACGUGCAACACCCACAACUGUCCAAUUGACGGUGUCUGGGCCACUUGGGGAUCCUGGGGCACCUGCACAGUGACGUGCGGUGGAGGCUCACAGACACGAUCCCGCACGUGUACGAACCCUGCCCCUCAGUAUGGUGGUGCCGCCUGUCCGGGGAGUAGCGGAUCGUCACAGGCUUGUAACACACAACAUUGUCCGAUUGACGGAAGUUGGGCCUCAUGGGGAAGCUGGGGGACGUGUACGGUGACGUGUGGGGGUGGAACACAGGAUCGAACACGCACGUGCAGUAAUCCAACUCCUCAGUACGGGGGAGCAAGCUGUCCAGGGAGUUCAACAAGCACGCAGGAUUGUAACACCCAAAUAUGCAUAAUCGAUGGAGCUUGGGGUAACUGGAAAGAGUGGGGUUCCUGUACAAAGACCUGUGCUGGUGGUAAACGAUCACGAGCAAGAAUAUGUGACAACCCAAAACCAGCAAACGGCGGCCUAGAAUGUCCGGGGUCCUCAGGGGAUUUCGACGACUGUAACACACAAUCAUGUCCGACAGUCGCAGCAGGCACCUACCAACAGCUAUGUCCCUCGGGGUACUUCACCUGUAAAUCAGGAUCAAUGACGUGCAUCCAGAGCAGCUUCCAGUGUGACUGUUCGUCCGACUGCGACGACGGAAGUGACGAAGAUGCCACGUACGCUGGGUGUACAAAUGCCCUGCAGUGUCUAGCAGAGAACAAAGGAGUUGGUGUUGCUGCUUCUAUGGUGUUACUCUUGUCUACUCUCAUCUUGGCUAUCGGCAUCAAUUUCUAAUCGACUCAACUAAGGAUUAUAUGCUUUACCUUUUUUUAACAAUUUGAUUAUAUUUAUCUUUACCAAAUAACCCAUUUGUAUUUUUUGAUUUAAGCUCAAAUUUCGUUUCACAGAAUUCGAACUCCAUUAAAUUUUUUAGCCUGAAAUCAAA
Messenger RNA from Magallana angulata, 1920 nucleotides. Its product is annotated as coadhesin-like. The record is from RefSeq and is a predicted model, not a curated record. Lineage: Eukaryota; Metazoa; Mollusca; Bivalvia; Ostreida; Ostreidae. The coding region runs from base 6 to 1769 and encodes 587 amino acids. Gene Ontology annotation, molecular function: carbohydrate binding; protein binding. The transcript is spliced from 11 exons.